UGAGAUGUCCAAAACGAUCAAACAACUCGUUAAAGUUGGAGCAUUCUUUUGCAUUCUAACGGUAUUUGUACAAUUUAACACCUUGAGAUUAAAGUUUACUGGAUACAACAAUACAACAUCAACUACAUCAACAGAUAUGGCUACUGGUAUGAGAAAUGUUGGAUACUUCGUUAACUGGGGUAUCUAUGAUCGCAAUUACAACGUUAAAGAUAUUCCAGCCGCUUAUUUAACGCACCUUCUGUACGCUUUCGCUAAUGUCGAUCCAAACACCGGUGCUGUGCACCUCAGUGACCCAUGGUCCGAUGAACAGAAGCACUUCGACGGCGAUAGCUGGAAUGAUAGUGGUGAUAAUCUAUAUGGUAACUUUAAGCAACUUUACCUCCUCCGCAAACAAAAUCGUCACCUUAAACUUCUUUUGAGUAUUGGUGGAUGGACAUACUCUCCAAAUUUCCAUAACGUCAUUAUUGACGAAGGAAAACGCGCUACUUUUGUCAAUACCGCUGUUAAAAUACUCAACGAUUAUGGUCUUGAUGGUCUCGAUAUCGAUUAUGAGUAUCCACAGAAUUCGAACCAAGCAUGGGGUUACGUUGAACUUUUACGUGAAUUACGCAUCGCUUUGGAUCAUUCAGGCGCUCAAAAUCGUGUACAAAAUCCCUAUGAACUCACUAUAGCCGCUCCUUGUGGUGCUUCAACUUAUGAGCAGCUCUAUGUUAGAGAGAUGGACCCAUAUCUCACUUUCUGGAAUCUCAUGGCAUAUGAUUUCGCUGGUAGCUGGGAUAGCGUCGCCGGUCAUCAAUCCAACUUGAUCGGAUACCCUAUGAGUGUUGACGCCGCCGUUAGUUGGUACAAGAGUAAAGGUGUACAAUCUGAAAAAUUGGUUGUUGGUAUGCCAUUAUAUGGUCGCAGCUUUACAAAGACCAAAGGUAUUGGCCAAUCAUACUCUGGUGUUGGUAAAGGGAGCUGGGAAGCAGGUAACUAUGAUUACAAAGCAUUACCAUUACCUGAUUCUCAAGAAUUCUUUGACUCAGAGAAAAUUGCAAGCUACUGCUACUCAAAGAACUCAAAAGAGCUUGUCACAUACGAUAACGUUGAUAUUGCACUUCGUAAAGCAGAAUAUAUCAAACAAAAUGGUCUCGGCGGUGGUAUGUACUGGGAGUUAAGCGGUGAUAACCCAGAAGUACCAAAAAGUAUCGUUAUUAACGUUGCAUUAAACUUUACAAGAUUGGAUGGUGUAAAUAACCAUAUAGAAUACCCACAAUCACGUUUUGAUAACGUCCGUAAUGGAAUGUAAUUACGUUUAUGUAUACAAUUAUUGUUUAAUAAGUUACUUUCUUGUUAGGAGGUUUAACUGUGUCUUCAUCAUUCGGUGAACUGUAUAUUUCAUUUGAUGAAGAAGAAUCAUCAUGAUCAAAAGCUUGUCUAUCCUGAUUUUGAAAUUUUGAUGAAAUUAUUGUACCAUUUUCAUCAAUACUUCGAUUAGGUUGCUGUAAAUGGAGUGAUUUACCAUCAAUCGAUAUCGACCGACCCUGAUUUAAUGCAUCGACUAUCCUUUUAUGAUUAAUUUCCUUAGUUUGUGGUACUCCCAUCGUUGAUUUAACUUUUCCAUCAAUCAAUUGAGCGGUUCUAUCUAAAUUAGGAGUAUUAUUUGUUAUUGUAUUUUUUUUACGAUUAUUAACAUCUUUUGCUAAUGUUACACUCUCAUCUUCAACUUCUUCCUCAUCAAGUGCUUCAUUAUUUUCAGCUGGAACCAAAUUGUUACGUUUCUCAUUUCCACUGCUACUAUUAUCUUCUGCAUCUGCAUAUUCACCCGCUACUGCAGAAUCCUGCUUUGAGUCACCGCUACCCGAGCUGGUUUGACCAUCACCACUACCUGCUCUACUAUUUAAGGUAGGUGAAGAAUCCUUAGUUGGUGGUGAAUCAACUUCAUUGAAAUUACUAUUAGUUACUUGAUUAUGUUGUUGAGAUAUAUUCCCAUUAUUUAAAUUGUUAUUAUGGACUUUUGCAUGUCGUUUGAGGUUACUCGCAACCGAAAAUGAACGAUUACAACCAUUAACUUGACAAACGAAAGGUCUUUCACCUGUAUGAGAGUAGGUGUGAAUCUUCAAUGAAGACGGCCUGUUAAAGGUUUUUGAGCAAUACUGACAAGUAUAAACUUUUCCUUUAGAUGUAGACGCAUUAGAGGUAUUUUGUGAUGUGUCUUGUUUACCAAUAGAUGAAUUAGCGUAUUCAAAAUCCUGUUUUGAUGCUGCUAAAGCUUGAGCGUUGGUAUGUUGUUCAUGAUUAGCCAUUCUUGCGUUUUGUACAAUAGUUGUUGAUUUACUGGCAUCCAUAGGAAUUGCAGGAAGAUUGUUACUACCAACUUUACGCUUCUUCCCGAGUGUCUUCUUCGAUGGUGCAUUAUAAUCCAGCGACCAAUUUUGGAGAGAGGGGAGAGGUAAUUGUGUAUUUGAUGAAGAUGAUGGGGCUAUUUGAUCAGGUGGUUGUUCACUCCCUUGUCCAUGUGGACGGUGAUAUUUACGAUAAGCAGGUGUGGGUAACGCAGCAGGCAUUUGGGGUAGUGGCUCACUAGGUAGAGUACGCAUAUGCUGAGAUUGUGGUUGCUGAUAGUGGUGGUGGUGCUGUUGUGGCUGAUUCUGGUGGUAGAACUGAUGAUCUUCCUCUUCUGCUCUCAGGAUAGAAGCUCUAACUCGGGUAGGCGGGGAUUGGUCCUGGUUAACCAGAUUCUUGAUUGAAGGUUGCACUAUCGGACGAGUGAAAUCAAUAAACAAAGGUUUAGUUGGAUUGCCAGAGAAUGUAUGUCUGCGUGUUUUAUUCGAUGAAGUAGUCGAAUAAGAUUCUUCUGAUAAAUUCUCGUCGUCUUUCUGUUUAUUCGAAUGAGGUGAAGAUCUAUCCGAGGUAUAGAAGUCAUCAGCUGUCUUCUGUAUAUUAAAUUGUUGCUCUUUCUGAUGUGUGAGGAAUGCGAGUUUAGUAAGAGAGUUUGAACGCUUUCUAAGUAGCUCAGGCCUAGCAACAUCUGAUGCAGAAGUGUAGCUCGUUGAUGCAUUAGUAUUCCUAUUAUUACUACUAUUGUCAAACAGACUAUUCGAUUGAGAAUCAGUUGAACUGGGGGUGACU
Messenger RNA from Wallemia mellicola CBS 633.66, 3114 nucleotides. RefSeq lists its product as hypothetical. Gene Ontology annotation, cellular component: extracellular region. Lineage: Eukaryota; Fungi; Basidiomycota; Wallemiomycetes; Wallemiales; Wallemiaceae. The record is from RefSeq and is a predicted model, not a curated record. Gene Ontology annotation, molecular function: chitin binding; chitinase activity. The transcript has 4 exons. The coding region runs from base 5 to 1291 and encodes 428 amino acids. Gene Ontology annotation, biological process: carbohydrate metabolic process; chitin catabolic process.